AUCCCUUUCAUAGAUGCAAGUUCCAAUGACGGAAUAAAAAUACCUGACGUCAAAGGAAACAUUGAGUUUUGUGACGUAAAGUUUGCCUAUCCUAGUAGGCCGGACGUAAAGAUCCUGAAGGGCUUAUCUUUCACUGUGCCAAGCGGUAGGACGGUGGCCUUGGUUGGGUCCUCCGGGUGUGGCAAGUCCACGGCAGUCAACCUCAUCCAGAGAUUUUACGAUCCGGAAGAAGGCAGGAUUCUUCUGGACGGCAACGAUCUUAAAAAUGUGAACACGAGAUGGCUUCGCCAGAAUAUAGGUGUAGUGUCCCAAGAGCCAAUACUGUUUGGUUGUAGCAUCAUUGACAACAUACGCUACGGCCGCCUUGACGUCACGUAUGAAGAGAUCAUCCGAGCUGCCAAAGACGCUAAUGCACAUGACUUCAUCAACAGACUGCCAGAUGGUUAUGACACACUGGUCGGUGAGCGAGGAAUUCAACUCUCAGGAGGACAGAAACAGCGCGUAGCCAUUGCAAGAGCGCUGGUCAGAGAUCCCAAGAUCUUGCUUUUAGACGAAGCCACCUCUGCAUUGGAUGCCGAGAGCGAGGCUGUGGUACAAGCAGCUCUGGAUAAGGCAAGGGAAGGGCGCACCACCGUGGUUAUCGCCCACAGGCUGUCCACCAUCCAGUCUGCUGACCAGAUCUGCGUGGUCCAGGAAGGCCAGGUUAUGGAGCAGGGUGGACACAGGGAGCUGAUGAACAAGGAGGGACUCUACUACCAACUGGUCACUCUGCAGAAGCUGACCCGUGGGGAUGAGGAGAGUGAUAAGGAGGAGGAUGGUGGAGAGGAGGGGGGCGUUAAUGAAGGUGAGCGCCCAAGGACGCCGGGAUUGAUGAGGUCUAAGUCGCUUCACAGAAGCCACUCUAAACAGACGCCAGGCGUACUGCGACAAACGUCAGUGAAAAAGAAGAAAACUGUGGAAGAAGAAGCUGAGGAGGAAGAAGUGGUACUCCCGGGUUUCUGCAGAAUUCUACGUCUCAACAAGCCGGAAGCUUGCCACAUCGUGAUGGGCUGUAUUGGUGGGGCACUGGUGGGCGGCGUGAUGCCGGCUUUUGCUUUCUUCUAUGGAGAACUGCUAGCUGUCUACGGGAAACAAGGUGAAGAACUCAUACAACAAGCCACAUUCUGGAGUAUGAUGUUUUUAGCUCUGGGAGGAGUCAGCUUUAUAGGAGUCCUGGUCAACUCCUACUCAUUCGGGGUUUCGGGAGAAAAAUUGACCAAGCGGCUAAGACUUAAGACGUUUGACAACAUAUUACGGCAGGACAUCGCGUGGUUCGAUGACCCUAGGCAGGCGACGGGAGCGUUGACCACGAGACUGGCUACGGACGCCUCCCUGGUCAAAACUGGCACUGGUGUUCGGCUCGGUGUCAUCGUCCAGUCUGCCGUGAGUAUGAUUGGGGGACUGACCAUCGCUUUCAUUUACGGCUGGCAGCUGGCGCUGCUGGUACUGGCGACAGUGCCCGUCAUGGCAGUUGCAGGCGCCCUGAAUAUGAAAGCAAUUAGUGGGAGAGACAAGAAGGACAACGAAGCCCUGGAACAGGCAGGAAAGACUGCCAGCGAGGCCAUAGAAAACAUCCGCACAGUUCAAUCUCUCACGCGGGAACCCACGUUUUAUGAGGGUUAUUGUAAUAAACUGCUUCAGCCGUUCAGAGAAAACCUGAAACAGGCCCAGAUCUAUGGCAUAGCAUAUGGUUUCUCCCAAGGCAUAAUUUUUUUCAUUUAUGCCGGCACCUUCCGAUUUGGCGCCUACCUGGUGGACAUUGAAGUAAUGGACUACUACAACGUUUACAAGUAAGUGGCUUUCUGGAGGAAUCUGAAUUUCAGAUCUUCAGAAAUAGGCGAAUUGUUACUGGUACUGGUGGACUGCAACAAG
Molecule: messenger RNA, 1911 nt
Organism: Lingula anatina
Lineage: Eukaryota; Metazoa; Brachiopoda; Lingulata; Lingulida; Lingulidae
Product: ATP-dependent translocase ABCB1-like
Biological process (GO): oligopeptide export from mitochondrion
Cellular component (GO): mitochondrial inner membrane
Molecular function (GO): ATP hydrolysis activity; ATP binding; ABC-type oligopeptide transporter activity
Source: RefSeq, a predicted model, not a curated record